AUUGACCGAACCACUGCCCUUUGUUUUGUAGAUCCCUCCAGGUUGCCAGGCCGACCAGAAGAUCCGCCUGCAGGGAAAGGGGAUCCAGAGGAUGAACAGCUAUAGUUAUGGAGAUCACUACGUUCACAUCAAGAUCAGAGUACCUAAGAAGUUAACCCGUCGACAGCGCUCCCUGCUCCUGAGUUACGCAGAGGAAGAGACUGACGUGGAGGGGACUGUCAACGGACUCACUGCUACUACCACAGGUGGGGGCAGGAGUGGUCAGCACUCUGAGUUUGGGGCAGGACAGGACAGAACAGAGGAGAAGAAGAAAGAAGAAGAGGAGGAGGGCAUCCUUUCCAAAAUAAAGAAAAUCUUUAGCUGACAGCCACACCUCAGGUAGGACCCCCAACACCCUUUACAUUAGCUGUGUAAUGUGUGUUAGUCUGACUAGAACAUGAAUACUAUACCUUCAGAAUACACACAAACUAACAUGUACAUUUCUCCAACCUGCGGUGUGGCUGUCCUAUAGUACAGUGGUUCCCAAACUGUGGGGUGGGCACCCUCUAGGGGUCGUCAGGGAGGGCGCGGGUAUACAUCACAUGAACAUACAUUAGACAUGGCAAAAUGAAUAGAAUUGCAAGAAAAUUAGCUUUAAAUCUGCAAAAUGUCAGAAUACACACUAACAGAUCACUCCUCCAACCUGCGGUGUGGCUGUCCUAUUGUAGAUAGUAUGUAGGUCUAGAUAUACCUGCUGCUCAUUCCUCUGCUUAGGCCUGUUCUAUAGUAGAUAAUAUGUAGGUCUAGAUAUACCUGCUGCUCAUUCCUCUGCCUAGGCCUAGUUCUAUAGU
Molecule: messenger RNA, 830 nt
Organism: Salvelinus sp. IW2-2015
Lineage: Eukaryota; Metazoa; Chordata; Actinopteri; Salmoniformes; Salmonidae
Product: dnaJ homolog subfamily A member 3, mitochondrial-like
Biological process (GO): mitochondrion organization; negative regulation of apoptotic process
Cellular component (GO): mitochondrion
Molecular function (GO): protein kinase binding
Source: RefSeq, a predicted model, not a curated record